CUGUCAUGGACGAUUGAAAAUUCCACAUCACAUAUAAGAAACAUAAGAGUCCAAGAGAACCCAAGAGGAAUAUAUAGAAAACUCUCCAUGCGGCUUUUCCACUCUCAACCUUCUUUCUCUAUCAACUAAUAAAUCCCCUUCAAAACAAAAUAUAUAUCUGGGUUUCUUUUUUCUUCUUUAGUUGUUAUUGUUUUGUUCAAAUUGAUUGAUGAGAAAGGUUGCAGAAGAAAAAUGAAGUAUUUGACAUGAAGAUACGGAGACACGCAGAGGUAGAAGAUGGAAGAGGUGCCUGGAGCAAUGGGUACAAGCGCCAGCUUGGCUUUAAGAUUGGGCCAAUCCAUUUUCUCUACUGCGUCCCUUCUCUUCAUGUGUUUAGGCAUUGACUUCUACAGCUAUACUGCUUUCUGCUAUUUGGUGACUGUAAUGGGUUUGGUAAUUCCAUGGAGCUUGACUCUGGUGGUAGUAGAUGUAUAUUCUGUCUUUGUUAAAUGUCUACCUCAUCAACCAAGAAUUCUGUCAGCCAUUAUCAUUGGAGAUUGGGUCUUGUCCUUUCUAUCAUUAGCUGCUGCAAGUUCAGCAGCAAGUGUUACAGAUCUUCUCCUUGAUGUUGGAGCUUCAUAUUGCCCUGCAAAAUUAUGCAACAGAUACCAGUUAUCUGCUGCUAUGGCUUUCUUGUCUUGGUUUCUGUCAUUUGCUUCAUCUCUCUUUAAUCUUUGGCUUCUUCCUUCUUUGUGAAUUACCUUAUGCACACACAGAAACCAGAUGGGUAAGAUCUUGACAAGUUGCUCAAGGUCAAACCUUGUAUAGUAUUAAAUAGUGUUAACUGUUUACAGCUAAUUGUGAAAUGAUAGGUUUGUUUCCCCUCAAA
This is a messenger RNA of Jatropha curcas, 868 nucleotides long. RefSeq names its product CASP-like protein 5C1. The record is from RefSeq and is a predicted model, not a curated record. Gene Ontology annotation, cellular component: membrane. NCBI's taxonomy places the organism in Eukaryota, Viridiplantae, Streptophyta, Magnoliopsida, Malpighiales, Euphorbiaceae.